AUGUCAUGUCUCCUGUUUGAUUUUGCCAUUGAGCCGUUGGCGUGUGCGCUUCGCGCGUCGACACUGCGGGGAAUUUUGAUUCCGGGGGAUACGGAGAGACUGAUCGCGACACUUUUCGCUGACGACACUACUGUCUUUCUUGGAGAAGGCGAUGACUAUGCGACAGUCCUGGUCCCAACGGACAUUUGGUGCAAGGCGGCACGUGCAAGAUUUAACCUGGAGAAGACGGAGGUCAUACCUCUUGGAACGCAGGAGCAUCGCGCGCAGGUCUUGGCGACGAGAUGUCUGCACGAAGGCGCGACCCCGAUACCGACGAAUGUUCAUAUUGUAGCAGACGGCGAGGCGGUGAGGUCGCUGGGGGCAUGGGUAGGAAACCAUGCGGAAGCGGCUGCACCGUGGAAUGCGAUGAUCACCACGAUGAAAAAGAAUCUUGAGCAUUGGAAUAGAGGGAAGCCGACGCUGUUGGGCAGGAAGCUAGCAAUUGACUUGGAAGUGGGUGGACGCACUCAGUUCCUUGCGAAGGCGCAAGGCAUGCCGAAGGUGGCGGAGGACGCCAUAACUCGCAUGAUCGCCGAUUUCAUGUGGAACGGAGAUACCCACCCGCGGAUUGACAGGGGGACGUUGUACGCACCGGUCACAGAGGGGGGCCUG
This is a messenger RNA of Trametes versicolor FP-101664 SS1, 651 nucleotides long. RefSeq lists its product as uncharacterized. NCBI's taxonomy places the organism in Eukaryota, Fungi, Basidiomycota, Agaricomycetes, Polyporales, Polyporaceae. The transcript has a single exon. The annotation marks the transcript as partial. The record is from RefSeq and is a predicted model, not a curated record.